This is a messenger RNA of Entrophospora candida, 3879 nucleotides long. The record is from the annotation of a GenBank genome assembly. Lineage: Eukaryota; Fungi; Glomeromycota; Glomeromycetes; Entrophosporales; Entrophosporaceae.
AUGGCAGAGCUCGCUAAUUUCUCUUCAAAACUAACAUUUUAUCUUAACGGUACAAGUGUUGAAUUGGUUAACCCUGAUCCCGAUUUAACCUUAUUACAAUAUGUUCGUUCUGUUGGUUUAACUGGGACCAAGUUAGGAUGUGCUGAGGGAGGCUGUGGUGCUUGUACAGUCAUGGUAUCAUCUUAUGAUCCAAUUACUCGAGAAAUAAUUCAUAAUUCAGUUAAUGCAUGCCUUGCACCAUUAUGUUCUAUGGAUGGAAAACAUGUGGUUACAAUUGAAGGCAUUGGAAAUAUUCAAAAACCGCAUCCUGUUCAGGAAAGAAUAGCUUUAAUGCAUGGGUCACAAUGUGGAUUUUGUACCCCGGGUAUUGCUAUGUCUCUUUAUGUAUUAUUACGUAAUAACCCAAAUCCAACAGAAAAGGAAAUUGAAGAAUGCUUCGAUGGAAAUUUAUGUAGAUGUACAGGUUAUCGUCCUAUACUAGAUGCUGCUAAAACUGAAAGUGUAAAGAUUAAAGGCUGUGGUCUUAAUAAAUGUUGUAAAUUGAAUGAUGAUAUUAAUAAUGGGGAUGAAUUUAAUUUCAAUUUUCCAAAAGUUGAUUUUAUUAAAUAUGAUCCUUCACAAGAAUUAAUCUUUCCGCCACCUCUUAUGAAAUAUUCAUUACAACCACUUUAUUUUAUUGGAAGGAAAACAACAUGGUUUAGACCUGUUAAUCUAGAACAAUUAUUGAAAUUGAAAUCCAAAUAUCCAGCUUCUAAAAUAGUAUCUGGUAACACUGAAGUUGGUAUAGAGACAAAAUUCAAAAAAAUGAAAUAUAAUGUACAAAUAUAUGUCAGUGAUAUUUCAGAAUUGAAAACUUGUAAUUUUCAAGAUGAUGGUAUUUUGAUUGGUGGAAAUAUAAGUCUUUCAAAAUUUCAAAAGAUUUUACAAGAUGCUUUAUUCAAAUCACUAAUGGCAAAUUUACGUUGGUUUUCUGGGAACCAAAUUCGUAAUGUUGCUACUCCAGCUGGAAAUAUUGUCACUGGCUCUCCAAUUUCUGACUUGAAUCCAAUAUUUUUAUCAACUCAAACAAAAUUUAUCUUAAAAUCUGAAAAUUCAACACGUACAAUACCAUCUUCAUCCUUUUGGACCAGUUAUAGACAAAAUAUAUUGUCUAAUAUUGAGAUUUUGCAUAAGAUAUUUAUUCCCUGUUCCAAGUUAGGCCAAUAUGUAAGAGCUUAUAAGCAGGCAAAGAGACGUGAUGAUGACAUUUCCAUAGUUAACGCAGGAUUUUCGGUAUUGUUAGAUAAUAAUAAUACAGUUCGUGAAGCUUUGUUUGCAUUUGGAGGAAUGAGCGGAGUAACUAUGCGUGCAUAUAAUUCUGAAAAAUUUGUUUUAAAUAAAAAAUGGGGUGAUGAGGUUAUUUUAAAUGCUUUGAUUUCAAAUUUAUACGAGGAGUUACAACUAAGCUUUUCUACUCCUGGAGGGAUGCCAUCAUAUCGUAGAUCCCUUGUUGCAGGAUUCAUAUAUAAGUUUUGGUAUGAUGUUGCUAAUUCUGUUGGUAUUAAAGCAAUUUCCGAUGAAAAUUUUUUUGGAAUUAUUGAACGUGAGAUUUCUAAAGGCAUUCAACUCAUUGGAAAAUCAAAUGAUGAUAAAAAACCAAUCGGAAAAACAAUUCCUCAUAUAUCUGCUAUGAAACAAGUAACUGGCACAGCAAUAUAUACUGAUGAUAUUCCUAAAGUACAUGGUGAAUUAUAUGGUGCCUUAUUGCUUUCACAAAAACCUCAUGCUAAAAUUUUAAAUAUUGAUGCAAUUAUAGCAUUAUCACAACCUGGUGUAAAGGGAUUUUUUACAGCAAAAGAUGUUCCAGGUCAAAAUAUUUGGGGACCAGUGUCUCAUGAUGAGGAAGUGUUUGCAAGACAAAUUAUUGGAUUGAUUGUUGCUGAAAAUCAAUCAAUUGCCCAAGAAGCUGUUAACUUGGUCAAAGUGGAAUACGAGGAAUUACCAUAUAUACUAUCAAUUGAGGAAGCUAUUGAGAAUAAUAGCUUUUUUCCCGUACAUAGAACCAUUAAUAAAGGAGAUGUAGAUAAAGCAUUGAAGGAAGCUGACUUUGUUUUCGAGGGAGAAACAAGAAUUGGUGGACAAGAACAUUUUUAUUUAGAAACCAAUUCCAGUUUGGUAAUUCCCAAAUCUGAGGAUAAUGAGUUCGAAAUCCAUGUUUCUACUCAAAAUCCAACAGAGACGCAAUUAAUAUGUGCGUCUGUUUUAGGUAUUCCUGCCAACAAAAUUGUUUGUCGGGUAAAACGACUUGGUGGUGGGUUUGGUGGUAAGGAAACAAGAAGCAUCCCUUUGACAUUAGCAUUGACAGUUGGAGCAUGGCACUUAAAAAGACCAAUUAGAUGUAUGUUAGAUAGAGAUGAAGAUAUAAUCAUUUCAGGGCAAAGGCAUCCAUUCCUUGCAUAUUGGAGGGUUGGUGUCAAUAAAGAUGGAAAAUUUGUUGCUUUUGAUUUACAGAUUUAUAAUAAUGCAGGAUGGUCUAGAGAUUUGUCAUCAGCUGUUGUUGAACGUGCUAUUACACAUUCAGAUAAUUGUUAUUAUAUACCAAAUUUUAGAGUUGUUGGUAGAGUAUGUAGGACAAAUAUUCAUUCGAACACUGCAUUUAGAGGAUUCGGUGGACCACAAGGGAUGAUGAUUACAGAGAACAUAAUAAACGAAGUUGCAGAUCAACUUGGAAUGGAUGCUAUUGAAUUGCGACAAAAGAAUUUUUACAAAGAAGAACAAAAAACUCAUUACAAUCAAAUCCUCAAGGAUUGGCAUAUUCCUGCAAUUUAUCAACAAGUAAUAGAAACUGGUGAUUAUUAUAAUCGAAGAAAAGAAAUAGAUGUUUUUAAUUCUAGAAAUAGGUGGCGUAAAAAAGGUUUAGCUUUAAUUCCAACUAAAUUCGGCAUUUCUUAUACUACUUUGCAUUUGAAUCAGGCUGGUGCAUUAGUACAUAUUUAUAAUGAUGGAAGUGUUCUUAUUAGUCAUGGUGGUGUUGAAAUGGGACAGGGUUUACACACUAAAAUGAUACAAAUUGCUUCUGAAGCUUUGGAUAUACCAAUAGAGAAUGUACAUAUUAUGGAAACAUCUACAAACUUAGUUGCCAAUACAUCUGCUACAGCAGCAAGUGUUAGUAGUGAUAUUAAUGGAUAUGCAUUGGCAAAUGCUUGCAAAAUAUUAGCAGAGAGGUUGAAGCCAUAUCAUCGUGUUAAUUUAUCAGCCAAUGGGUUUUAUAAAACACCUGAUAUUGGAUAUGAUUGGGAUAAAAAUGAAGGAAACCUGUUUUUUUAUUUUACAACAGGUGUUGCAUUAACAGAAGUUGAAAUAGAUGUCCUAACAGGUGAUCAUCAAAUAUUAAGAACAGAUCUUUGUAUGGAUAUUGGGCGUAGUUUAAAUUAUGCAAUUGAUAUUGGACAAAUUGAAGGUGCAUUUAUUCAAGGAGUUGGGUGGUGUACAAUUGAAGAGACUUUAUUUUUUCCAAAUGGCCACAUUUUUACUAAAGGGCCUGGGAAUUAUAAAAUCCCUGGUUUUAGAGAUAUUCCACAAGAUUUUAGGAUAAGUACCUUUAAUAAAGCACAAUAUUCAAGUUUAAAAACCAUUCAUAGUAGUAAAGGUGUUGGUGAGCCUCCAUUGUUUUUAGGGAGUUCUGUAUAUUAUGCAAUAAGAGACGCUAUUAAAUAUGCAAGGAAAGCUAAUGAUAAUCAUAAAGUGGUAGUUCUUCAAUCACCUGCCACACCUGAAAAAAUUCGUUUAGCUUGUAUGGAUAAACUUACAAAGGCAGCAACAGUUGAACCAAAAGAUGGAGAAAAAGAAUGGAUUAUCACUUCAGGGCUAUUACCAAUUUGUGAAUUACCAUAUUUGUAA